Messenger RNA from Homalodisca vitripennis (glassy-winged sharpshooter), 1504 nucleotides. RefSeq lists its product as uncharacterized. The transcript is spliced from 3 exons. The coding region runs from base 835 to 1236 and encodes 133 amino acids. The record is from RefSeq and is a predicted model, not a curated record. Lineage: Eukaryota; Metazoa; Arthropoda; Insecta; Hemiptera; Cicadellidae.
UUCUGUGUUGUUAUGUGUGCUAUUGUUAUUUAAUUGUUAAAAAUGUGUUAGGCAUAUACUAUUUAAUACAAGUUAUUCUGAAAACAGUUAAUAAAGGCAUUUUUAUUUAUGGGGUAUUCAUCAUUAAAGGAUCUGAUGCCCUCAUUAUCGGUCUCCAGGCCAUGCCUAAGCUAAAAUAUCUUUCAUGGUACACUGCUCCACAAAAGUGGAACAGCAAGAUUUCAACAGUACUUGUCACUCUUGUAGUGCUGAAAAUCUGAUUUUGUGCUGAUAAUGUUCACUUUACCUAUACUGUGCUGUUCACUACUAGUAUUUACAAACUUAGCCUAUAAAGUGUGGUGGCCUUAGUGGUAUUUAGUAUAGCUCAGUGGCGUAUUUUAUGGAGGGCUAUAAGGGCUCAGGGCGACAAAACUUGAAAUAUGCCAUUGGUAUAGCUGAAUCGAAUAUUUUAAGGAAUUCUUAAAUUAAAAAGCAAUUGCAAUCGAUUCAGUUUAAAGCCUCCAAUAAUUAAAAGAACACGUAGUUCAAAGUUCUUUGUAAAGUGUUGACCAGUAAAUAUUGUGAGGAUUUAACAAUGUGACUGCACGACUUAGUGCUGUAGUAGUAUUAUAAAUCCUCUCCAAGUUUACUGAAGGUGUUGAGUCUGGUGCGCUAUAAUAACUUUCAAAUGACAUACCGGCAAGACACCAGGUGUUAAUAAGGUUAUCUAGAACAUAUCAUAGCUCAUGAAUUACUUAUCACAUGAAGGAAGUCCCGUAGUGAUAUAUCUAUCUAAGAACAAGGUUGCUCUAUUUAUUGGUAGCUGCCCUGACAGCUCACAGACAAAUAGACAACAUGUUUUGUCAAGCACUUGCCUUAUUCUGGACUGUUUACUUUGUGAGUGCACAAGACAUAGGGAUGGCCCUAGCACAAAAGAAUAUAGAAGGUUACCCUACCUCCCUGUUAUUUGAAGUGGUAUCCUCAACCCAGGACGGAGAUUCAAAACUGGAAAAAGUUCGAAUGGCUGAGCUGCUGGAGACAAAGGAAGUGCAAGCUGCAGUCACCAGGUCUGCUCUAGAAUAUUCGGCAAAGGAGCUAAAUCAGUCAGGUCAAGCUAGGUACCUAUUUAGCGACCCCGGAAUGUGCGAGUUUUCUUGGGUGUCCUGGCUGCCAUGGAUGGGUUGUGAGGCUCCUGAAACCAAGAUGUCUUCUUCUUCCCUUCCACUCAUCAUGGAGUCCUCCUACAGCUGCUACUGACUUUUACUGCUAUUUUUAAAACAGGUUAACUGUUUUUAUUGUAAAUGAUGGAUUUGGGAGUAUUUCUUUCUGGAAAACACUUUCCCAAACAGCUCGUUACUUUAAAACAUGUGUAUUUAUAGAAUAAGAUGAACAGCUUAUCGUUUAUAAGCAUGUAUAGACUAUUAAUGUUGAUUAAAUCACUUAACAACAUGGAAUGUUAAUUAAAAUAAAGGUGACACCACAUGUAAGACUACUUUAAAUGUCAAUAAAAUAAUAAAAUGCCCUA